Messenger RNA from Rhea pennata, 2012 nucleotides. It is a transcript of the gene FAM8A1, whose product is annotated as family with sequence similarity 8 member A1. The transcript has 5 exons. The record is from RefSeq and is a predicted model, not a curated record. Lineage: Eukaryota; Metazoa; Chordata; Aves; Rheiformes; Rheidae. Bases 46 to 1176 code for a protein of 376 amino acids.
GUGCGCGGCGACCGCAGAGGCGCAGUGUCAGAGGGGCUGGAGGAGAUGGCGGAGCCGGGCGCGGAGCCGGGCCCGGGCCGGCCCGGAGCUGGUGCAGCGGCGGCAGCAGCGGCGGCGGCGGGAAGCAGCGAGCGGAGCGACGGCGGCGCGGGAGGGGAGGCCGCGUCCGUGUCCGCGUCGCCGCUGUCGCCCUCCCCCGGCGCGGCCGUUGGGGGCGAGGGCGGCGGCGCGAAGGCGCUGAGCGCGGCGGAGUACGCGCGGCGCGUGCACCAGUGGCUCUGGGACUCCUACUGCGGCUACGUGAGCUGGCAGAGCUGCCUGCCCGCCUUGCUCGCCGCUGCCGCCCCCGCGUACGCCGCGGGCCCCGGCCGCGCUUCCUCGCCGCCGCCUCCCUCCGCCGCCGCCGCCCCUCCGGGCCCCCCGCCGCCGGGGGCAGCCGCCGCCGCCGCCUACUACAGCCCCUUCUACCUCUUGGCUCCGGCGGCAGCGCACACGGCCACCGCCGGGCCGGCGCCCCGCGCCGCUGCCGCCGCCCCCGCUUGGCAGGCAGCGUCGGGCAGGUUGGCCCCGCUGCCCAGGGCCGCCCCCAGCAGCGCCGCCGGCUCCAGCGGCAGCGGCGCCCCCCGCGAGGCGGCGCGGCCGGCAGGUCGUGAGUUCAUUAUCCCUUCGUUGGCGCACAGAUUUAUAGCAGAGAUGGUGGAUUUUUUUAUUCUGUUCUUUAUAAAGGCAACCAUUGUUUUAAGCAUCAUGCACCUCAGUGGAAUAAAGGACAUCUCUAAAUUUGCUAUGCAUUACAUAAUAGAAGAAAUAGAUGAAGAUACAUCCAUGGAGGAUCUUCAGAAAAUGAUGAUAGUAGCUCUCAUCUACAGAUUGUUAGUCUGCUUCUAUGAGAUUAUCUGUAUUUGGGGAGCAGGUGGAGCAACCCCAGGGAAAUUUUUGCUUGGACUGCGAGUUGUGACAUGUGAUACAUCUGUACUUAUUGCACCAAGUCGUGUAUUAGUGAUUCCGUCCUCUAAUGUCAGUAUGACAACGUCUACAAUACGAGCUUUGAUCAAAAAUUUUUCUAUUGCUUCGUUUUUCCCUGCAUUUAUUACACUGCUGUUUUUUCAGCAUAACAGAACAGCCUAUGAUAUUGUAGCAGGAACUAUUGUGGUAAAAAGAAAUGGCAUCAGAUGAUACCAAAGGAUGACAGAUUUCCAGACUGUUUUUGAACCCUUUUUCACUCCCCGUCCCUCCAAAAAAAGCAACAGAAAAGCAACCCAAACCUGAAAUUGAGAAGACUGUCAAAAUCUUCUGCCUAAAUUAAAUAGGAGCUGAUUCAGAAGCGAAAGAAACUGUGUUGCUUCAGUGGGAUACCAGCAACUACCUUGAAAGUAUUGGACUUUUCAUAAAUGCCAAAGAAAGAAGUUUGAGAGAAACUAUACUUGUUAAAUCUGGAAGUAUUACCCUUAGAUUGACAAGAGGGAGACUGCAUUAACUGCAAAGAAGAUGCUUUUCUGUUCCUCAGUUUAUGGAAAGUGGAUACCUAGAAAUACUCCAGCUUAAAAGAAAUGCUGUUCCUACAAUUUUCGGGUGUUAACAGGUAAUUAGAAAAUUAAGUUGUUUUUCAAGCAGUUGCCCAAGUCCUAUAACAAACUCCGAGUGGGAGGGAACUGCAGUAUUAUACAGUAAGGCAAAACUACAUCUAAUCAUGUUCAUUAAAUUGCCAAAUGUGUAGAAAGAGAGAUGAGCAGUGUUUAUCAUUUCCCUUAAGGUAUUACAGCUUCAUAGAUCAUACUCCUUCACUUUUCAGGUAUUUUACGUGACAGGUUUUUUGCACAAGUAUGUCUUAAGCAGUCAUUUAUUUCACGUGUCUGAGCUAAUAAAGAGGUGAAAUAGCAACUGUUUUUUCUGUGGGAAGGGUAUGUUACACUGCAGUGUUAGUGAAUUGGCGUGUAUAUAAUUUUUGGAGCUAUGAACAGUGCAGAUCACGCUAAUAAAAAGUAACUUUCCUGCUUCUCUUUCGAGUGAAA